Molecule: messenger RNA, 1856 nt
Organism: Melanaphis sacchari
Lineage: Eukaryota; Metazoa; Arthropoda; Insecta; Hemiptera; Aphididae
Product: facilitated trehalose transporter Tret1-2 homolog
Exons: 4
Coding region: 284-1726 (480 amino acids)
Biological process (GO): transmembrane transport
Cellular component (GO): membrane
Molecular function (GO): transmembrane transporter activity
Source: RefSeq, a predicted model, not a curated record
GCCACGUGCUAUUAUACAACGCAUUAGGUACCAGCGUGUGGUCCACACUAAGUGGAACAGUUAUCACUCCGCAUUCACUACUCAUCAGUGACUGGUCAGUAGUGUCCACACUACUUUGUGGUAGACACUCGUUGUGAAUAUUAGUGCUAGUUAUUUAUAGUUGUAAUUUAUUUUAUGUAAAUGUUAAAUAAAACGGUUGUGGCUUUCAUUUAGUAAUGGUAAUGACAAUUAUUUUUCAAGAAAUUUCUCUAACUCUUUCAAAUAAAAUUUAACAUCAAAAUACAUGGAGUCAAAUGAAAAAGCCAAUUUAAUAACUAAUCAUGUUUAUACAAAUUAUUCGAAUAAACCACACCAUUUUAAGUAUAAAAGUACAAUAAGCAGAGUGUUAUGGCUGGCAUUUGUAGUAACAAUGCCAUGUAUGGCGCCGGGCAUGAGUUUUGGAUAUUCUGCUAUUGUGUUGGAUCAAUUGCCAUUAACAGUUGAUGAACAAUCUUGGUUUGCCAGUCUACCGUCCACGAUGAUGCCAAUCGGUUGCCUGUUGAGCGGGCCGCUGAUCGACAAGCUCGGCCGGAAGACGGCGCUGAUGGUGAUCAACCUGCCGUCCUUUGUGGGCUGGCUGCUGUUGUCCAGUAAACCGGCCGGCCUGUACGUGCUGUACGCGGGCCAGUUGCUGGUGGGCCUGUCGGUGGGCCUGUCCACGACCCCGGCCACGGUGUACGCGGCCGAGUGCAUCACGGUCAACUACACCGGGCUGCGCGGAUGCUUCACGAUAAUGACGUCCAUCAUGCUCAACUUCGGCAUGUUCCUCACGUAUCUGCUGGGCACGCUGAUGCCCGCUUACGUGGUCGCUUACGUGGCGGCGUUCGUGUCGUUCGCCGCGUUCAUAUUCAUCGGCAUGCUCAUACCCGAGAGCCCGCCGUGGCUGUUCGUCCAGGGCCGACGCGUGGACGCCGAGUUCUCGCAGCGGGUGUUGCGCAUCGCCCAGCCCAUACUGCAAACGUCCAGGGCCAAGUCGCUGGACGGCGACUCGGCGGCCGCGGUGCGCGUGCGGUCCCGGAUCGUGGACAGGCUGGCCGAGCCGGACGUCUACAAGCCGAUGGUGAUCAUGACGAUGUUCCUGUUCUUCCAGCAGGCUUGCGGUUCGUUCGUGCUCACCUCGUAUAUGAUUCAGCUGCUCGACGGCCUCAGCGUCACCGUCAACGGUUACCUGAUCACCCUGCUGGCCGGGUUCACCAACCUGGCGGCCAUGAUCGUGCUGUCCAUGUUGCUCAUCCAGUACGGUUUCAAGCAGCUGUCCUGCGUGUCGUGCGCCGGCUACGCCGCGUCCAUGCUACUGCUGGCCGUGUUCCUGCAGUGCUACAGCGGCGGCGACGAGCUGGUCACCAACGCGGUGGUCAUCGGUUGCGUGCUGUUGAACAUGGCCAUGAACGGGCUGGGGCUGCGGCCCAUACCGUACGCCAUGCUCGGCGAGGUGUUCCCCACCGACGUGGCCGGCGUGGCCGGAUCGAUCGUCGCGUGCUUGUCGUCCGUGUUCAACUUUGUCGCAAUCAAGUCGUACCCGUACUUGCGCAUAUGGCUGGGCCCGGGCGUGUUCGUUCUGUACGGGGUGCUGGCGCUGCUCACGUUCGUGUUCGUCGCGGUAAUCGUGCCGGACACCCGGGGCAAGACCAUCAAGCAGAUCGGCGACGAUUUCCUGGGGAUUAGGCCGGACGGUGGUGUCGAUUAGGUACCACCGCGACAGGAACUGUUCGCCGGACGAAGUCUUUUGAACGGUGCACGAUGGAUUUUAUACCUUAUAUAACAUUUGGAUUUUCUAGGAUCUCAUUUUUCAUUAUAUGGUUACAGAUAUAAUAUUA